This is a messenger RNA of Colletotrichum lupini, 1275 nucleotides long. Its product is annotated as zinc-binding dehydrogenase. The coding region runs from base 1 to 1275 and encodes 424 amino acids. NCBI's taxonomy places the organism in Eukaryota, Fungi, Ascomycota, Sordariomycetes, Glomerellales, Glomerellaceae. Gene Ontology annotation, molecular function: trans-2-enoyl-CoA reductase (NADPH) activity. Gene Ontology annotation, cellular component: mitochondrion. Gene Ontology annotation, biological process: fatty acid metabolic process. The transcript is spliced from 2 exons. The record is from RefSeq and is a predicted model, not a curated record.
AUGGCGGCGAGCUUGCGCACAAAUACUGCGACGACGGCGCUUCGGCCGCUGACCUCGGUGCUGCGACCGGCUGCGGGCCGAACGGCGGCGGCGCAGUACCUCCUCCCCCAUGUUGCGCGACGAUACAAGUCCGGUCCGUACGGGUAUACCCAGGCCAAGGCGCUCGUGUUCUCCAAGGAGGGCGAGCCCAGCGACGUUUUGCAACUACACACACACUCCAUCUCCCCCUCGAUCCCCUCCUCCGCCGUCCUCCUGCGCGCCCUCGCGGCCCCCAUCAACCCGGCCGACAUCAACACCAUUCAGGGCACGUACGGCGCCAAACCCCCCUUUACGCAACUCAUCGGCACGCCCGAACCCUCUGCGAUUCCCGGAAACGAGGGCGUCUUCGAGGUCGUGUCCGUGGGAUCCAAGGAUUCCGGGCUGAGCAAGGGCGACUGGGUGAUUCCCAACGCCAGCUCGUUCGGGACGUGGCGCACGCACGCUGUCGCUGAGUCGAAGGAUGUGAUGAAGGUUAGCAAGGAAGGGUUGACCCCUACGCAGGUUGCGACGGUUAGCGUGAACCCGUGUACGGCGUACCGGAUUUUGAGGACGUACGGGCCGGGGGAGAUUCGUGCGGGGAGCGAUGGGGGCAUGAAGGCUCUUGAUCCGGGGAGUGGCGGGUGGUUUAUUCAGAAUGGGGCGAAUAGCGGUGUUGGAAGGGCGGCGGUGCAACUGGGUAAGUUGUGGGGGUUGAGGAGUAUCAACGUCAUUCGGGAAAGGGAGACGCCCGCCGAGACGGAAGCGUUGAAGGAGGAGUUGACGGGGUUGGGCGCCACCGUCGUGGUGACGGAGAAGGAGUUUCUGGCGAGGGAGUGGCGGGAUCGGCUUGCGGAGCUGACCCGCGGAGGGAGGGAGCAGGUCGGGCUCGGGUUGAACUGCGUGGGCGGGAAAUCGGCGACGGCGGUGGCGAGGAGUUUGGGGGAGAGCGGGACGAUGGUUUCGUACGGCGGGAUGGCGAGGCAGCCCGUCAUGCUGCCUACGGGGUUGUUGAUAUUCAAGGAUAUCAGGUUUGUCGGGUUCUGGUUGAGCAAGUGGAACGAGAGGGAUCCUACGGGGAGGAAGUUUGCGAUUGGGGACGUGUUGGGGAUGAUCAGGGAGGGCAGGUUUAAAGAUGUCCCUGUCGAAGAGGUUCCUUGGAGCUGGGGUACUGAGGAGGGGUUUUUGCAGAGUGCCGUUCAGGGGACGCUUGGUGGGUUUAGGAAGGGCAAGGGGGUUUUUGUUUUUGGGGAGACGUGA